This is a messenger RNA of Mesocricetus auratus (golden hamster), 2088 nucleotides long. It is a transcript of the gene Vgll1, whose product is annotated as vestigial like family member 1. The record is from RefSeq and is a predicted model, not a curated record. Gene Ontology annotation, biological process: regulation of transcription by RNA polymerase II. The transcript has 5 exons. NCBI's taxonomy places the organism in Eukaryota, Metazoa, Chordata, Mammalia, Rodentia, Cricetidae. Gene Ontology annotation, cellular component: nucleus. The coding region runs from base 153 to 881 and encodes 242 amino acids.
CCCAGCUAGAGGGCUAGAAAAUCUCAAAAGGAGGCAGGGUACUCAUCCCCAGCUCCUGCUGCCACGCUUGUUGAGCUACUUCAGAACAGGAGGAUUUUGCGAUCUCAGGUAACUGCAGAGAAUUAAGCUCUCACCUGUAUCACUCACUCACAAUGGACAAAAUAAAGAAGAUUGGUGUACAGAUGCCCAAAAACAGGCAAAAACCAGUAAAGACUGAACGGAAUGCCCGGUGCGUCAUUUUCAGCUACUUCCAAGGAGACAUCAGCAGUGUGGUGGAUGAGCACUUUUCCAGGGCUCUGAGCAACCUCAAGAGGUCCCAGAGAUGGAGCUCCUUGACCCAUGGAGAAAAUGUGAUCCUCAGAAAUGAUAGCAGCAUGCCCCCGAAUCAGUGGCGUCUCACUUCUUCUUGGACAAAACCACGGCCAGAAGCGUCUCUUGUAAAUGGUGCCAGCAGCAGCAGCUUGGAUGAAUGUGGUCCUAAGGCUAUAGAUCAGUGCCCACUGUCUAUGCCCAAGACACCUUCUGCACAUCCUCAAGAGAUGUGGCAGUUUUCCUCCCUAGAGAGGGAAGAUUUCUUAGAGCCGACCUACUCUCAUGCCCUUCCUGACAGGCAUCCGGAUCCAGAGGUCUACCCUGAUGGGAGACCUGGGUCCCUCCUGCAUUUACUCCAUCAGGAUAGAUACCUAAACCGUCCUCUGGAACCUGCCCCCAGGGAGAACUGCAACCAUGCCAAGAUAGUUGGAAGCACAGGACUGCACAUGAACUUGCCUCCCAACUCAGACCACUAUAAGAAAAUCUAUGGUCAUGGAUCUGCCAGUCCCAGUCUUGGCAAUGAAAGAAGCCAGUCUCCAGAGAGAAGAAGAGAUCUCUACUAUUAUUAGGCUUGGUUGGAAGAACAGAAUUCCUUUUUGCGCAGCAUGAUCAUGCUUUUCUACGGUGGAUCCAGAAGUCCUAGGGGCAUCACUGUCACUUUCUGUCCCUGCUGCUAAGAAAUCAGGCACAAGUCUCUGUUCUCUUUUAAAUUUUGCUCUACUUUUCCUUAGCAACUGUGCCUGAUAGCAGGGGUAUUCAAACCCAAGCACAUUCUCAGCUUAUAAAAUGUAGGAAAGAGUUAUUUGUAGGGUGAGAUGCACAGAGAUCCACCUGUUGUUCAUUUUCUGCCUCACUGCAUCUACUACCCUUUUCCUUAGAAGCUAUGGACUCUCAGGUUCUCAACUAGUGUCCUUUAAACCAAACCUGAGCCCAUGGGAUUCUCUGAGGCUGUUUGGAUUUUCUAUGUCAAGGGACCAAUUCAGCCCAAGAACGUUCCAGCUUAAGCCAGACUGCAGUCAACCUCACCCCAGCCUCAGAGAAAAGCCAAAUAAAAAUGGCAUGCAAAAGACUCCCCUCCACAAUAGAGACUGGUUGAGGCUGUUGACUCUGUCCAUCUCCAAUGUCUAGACUCUAGACUCUUGAGAGAAGCUAGAAAACCUCAAUCUGGACUGUUCAAUGAAAUAGCUUGCUUAGAAAAUUUAGUUCUUCAGUUCUAGCUGACUGAUUCCAAGGGGCAUUGUUGAGAACUCUGUGACAGAAAUUGAACAAAGUCCCUUGUUCCAGCAUGAGUCUGCUGUUGGAACAGAACUUAUUCUAGAAGAUUCAGGGCAUUUCUUGGUUGCACUUCCAUGAGUUUCUGUCAUGCCUUGCUCUGAAUAUAAGGACCAUGGCACCUGACACCCAAUAGGUGCAAAAUUAGACCUUGGGACCUUGUGGCCUCUUCAAGGACCUUAAGUAGUUUCCACAAUGUAUGUCCAUCUUGGAGCACAGAGUUAGCAAUAUCUGGGUGACAGUGGCUUUCUUUUAAGCACUGAACUGUUGGGGUCAUCUAUGCAGAUACCCACAGUAGUUUUUGUUCAUUUGGAGGGAUAAGGUGAGGUUUGCUUCAUCUCCCCAGGCUGGUAGAUAGCAUUAUAUUUGUGUGACCUGGGUACCUGCCACAUGAAAACCCAGAAGUCCCUGCCAUCAGUGUUCCCCAUCCAUGACAUACUUUCUGUUAUGCAACAUUCCAGAGGGUGAAGAAUAAUAAAGCUAUGCUGUUUUCUGAUGCUCCUA